ACCACUAUGGCCCUGUCCCAAAUGGCACACUCCGGACUUGUUGUCCUCCUCAGAGUCCACACUAUGAUGACAUCAUGUAGUGCAGACUUUAGAGACCCUUGAUGGGUGCACCGGAGUCAUAUUUUGGGACAGACUUGAGCGCAUGCUGGAAAUAGUAAGAGAAGUUGCUCGUCAGUGUGAACUCCUUCCUCUGAUUGGUCUGAUUACUCUUUCGCAAGGACUUCUGGGUUGGUAAAGUGCACGAAGCCUGCUGCAGUGCAGGCUUCGCCGAAGACCGUAUUAAGGGGGCAAAGGGGACGCUGAUGAGCACACUUCGAAAUGACAGAUGGGACACCCUACGGACUCGUAGACUAAGCGAGAACGCGCAAUUUAAGGCCACGAGACCGAAAGUCCACAUGAAGUGCACCAUUUGGGACAGGGCCAAUAUCACUUAACUACUCCACUAAGGUGUCGGCCAUCUUGAAAAAUGGCCGCCAUCUUGAAAUUUCAAGUUGCUCUGACAAUUUUCUUGGCAAGUGACCCAUGGAGACUGCUCAUGCCAAUUGUCACACUUGUAUCAUAAACUGAACAAUUCUGCCAAACAUAAGCACUUAGCCGCUCCACUACAAGGCUUGUUUGAGCUGCAGCUUGCCUCGCCUGAAAUAUAGGCGAGAAUAGGUGGCAACAGUGAGGAGAAGAGUGAAAAAAGUGCAGGCAAGCCGGACACUUCAUGAAUCUUGCGGUGUUGUGGACUGCAAAGUCAGCAAUGGAAGAGAUUGCGUUCUCGUAUUUUAUCGCGGAUUAAAUAGAUGCAAUUGAAAUACCAACAAAUGCAUUUACAUUAAGAUGUUUAUAAGGAGAAUCAACAAAGGUGAACUUUACUGGAAAAGGCUACUUAGUAAAUGUUGGGAUGUAAGUCUAGUGCUAAAACAAAUUAGUUUCUGUGUAAAAUAUAAACAGCUUACAGAACAAAUAAUUCAACACCAAUACAAAAGUUUAAAGGAAUUCAUUAAAACGGUAAAUGUCAUAAGUCAAGAACAAGUUAAAUAAAUAUUAAAACUAUUAAGAAUUAAGAAGUCAUCAGCUGACAUCCCUGGGCCAAUGAGCAUUAAGCUUGGCUGCGUUCGAAACCGCAUACUGUUCAGUAGGUACUGAAUGAGAUGAAGUACUUACUGACUGUUAAAAGAGUAUACUGUAUAAUAUGAAUCCUAGUAGUAUGAAUGCGAUUUGGACAUACUACAUCCGCCAUGUUGAUACUUCACGUGACAUACGUUGUCAUCACGUCAUGUCAUACCAGCGCGAAAACGGCCACAUCGCUGCUUUCGCCUUUUUUCUUCGUUGCAUAACUCAGCUUGUGGGGCAUCAUGGAAUAGUGAAGUGUCCAUCGUAUGCACGCUUUGAAAUCUAACCAGAAAUAGUACGUCAUCUGGGUACUUUUUGCAUACUGUUUUUGGAAUACUACGUAUUCGGACAUACUACUCGCCUCAUAUACUGCUUUUCGCCUACUAUAUUGUAUGAUAGUAGGGGGUUUCGAACGCAGCACUUCCAGCAGUGUCAUCCGUCUUUUCCCAUUUUGCUUUUCGUCAACACAGUGGGUGGAGAGCAACUGCGCCCGACUGCAGAAUCCGACGAUAACGCCUCGCCAUCGCGAGAGUUUUUGGGCACACGUCAACGUGACAUCAGAGCAAGUCAGUCCUAUAUAGUGUCGGACACUUUUCUUACCAGUAUGCAUCUCGUGACGUCCACCAGUGAUUGAUUUUGCGCAGAAUUUGCAAAGAGCCUAUUCAGAUAGCGAGAUACUUCCUGGCUCCCGCGUCACCCUGGCUGCGUUCCAAUACAGUUUUAGACACACACUCGAAAACUUCCCUGAACACUUCCUCUCAGGGGAAUCCCUGUUGCCGUUUGGAAGUGCGUCCCUCUUCAUCAAGUGGACGAGGGAAGUUUAUAUGGACAGACCCUCGCUCCCUUGAGCGAGUCUACUUCAUAUGUACACUUCAGGCAUCUCCAUAUACCACAAUGGAGCAACGACGUAAAUUGAGUGAACGAGACUGACGGAAGUUAGCGAGGGAAGGUCAUAAAAAACGAACUGGAACGCAGGGCAAGUCUUUGUCAUUAACCCUCACCAUUGGUUGAAUUUGAUAUACACAUUCAGACGCACUUACCCCUGGAAGCGUCCACAAAGUGUCACCGCAUUAAUUCAGACUCAUAAAAACAAUCCUUUUUAUGCCAAUUUAAUGUAACAGCUAAAAUAAUGUCCUGCUUAGUAUCUGAUAAGACAAAUUGCUGAGGGUUUAGAGAGACCAAAAGAGGUGGGACUUGGAUUUCAGUUCUAUAUAUUUAGCUAAAAAGUCCCCUGUGAAAGAAGAAGUGAGAGAAAGAUAAGUCUCAGAACAAGCAGGAUGAUAAAGCUUCAGAGCAUCACACUAACAGUUUGAAGAAACCAAGGAAAUGUGUUUGUUUAUACAGCUGGAUUUAGAAGAUUCUACACUAUGGGUGUGUAUGGAUCAAAUGGCUUGUCUUUGUUCUGGGUCUGGAGAUUUGCAUUGUGUUUGAGUACCUGCAAUGUCGUGUUUGCUCUUAUAAAUAAACAGUGCUUUACCAUCGAGGAACAUCUUCUCAGAGACAUGCCCAAGACAGCACACUGUCACGGUUAUUCAGGAAAGGGUUUCUACGCAGACUGCAACAUUACUGACCUACGCAAAGAUCUUUCAGAGGUCACCCCACAGGUUAGAUCACUUUGUAUCUCCGGUGACAUCAAAAGCAUACCUGCCAAUGCCUUGGCAAACUUUCUUAAUUUGGAAGUUCUUGAAAUUAAUGGGUAUAACUUGAUGAGUAUCAGGAAUGGUGCUUUUUCAGGUCUUACAAACCUGAAGUAUUUGUGGAUGCUAUUCACUGAUGGAGAAGAGUGUAGUUCUGUCGCCAUGGACAGCCUUGCAUUUGCUGGUUUGGCUAAUUUAGAGGAACUGUCACUGAUAGGUGUUAAGUUACCAAAUGUAUCAAGCAGUCUAUUUGAUCCAUUGACGAAGAUUAAUAAAUUAAAAUUGUCCAGGAUUUGUGAACAGGACCUUGGUGUUGUUUUUUGUUACCUUCCCAUUGGGAUGUCCCAUCUGAAGGAUCUAGAGGUGACAGACAGUUUUAUUUCAACUAUCACAGACAAUGGAUGCUCAGAUGGGUCAAGGACAUGGCCAUCGAAUGUUCUUGCUGGAAUUCAGAAUCUUGACUUAACAGGAAACCCAAUCAAAGUCAUACAAGCCCACUCGUUAUUAGCGUUCCAGAACCUCUCCAGUUUAAUGAUUGAGUUUAGAGGGGAAUGGCUGGGCAAAAUUUGGGAAUCUGGGAUCGGACAAGUCGGUGAUUUGUGUUUGAGGGGUCAUGUGAUGUAUAAAUACUCUACAAAUGUCAGUGAGUUGUGUCACCUCAUCUCCCGCCUCAGGCCUCAUUCCCUCAGCUUCCUUUACAUAAAAAUCGACAGAUGGACGGCAGAGGAUUUAAAGGAUUGUGGCACAAAAUUGAGAGAGUUAGAUUUUGAAAAUUCAGAGGUGAUUGACAUGGACUUUGGCUUUUGGAAAGAAAAACCAGAGAUACAGACACUGAUGAUGGCCGAUAUGAAGUUAAAAGAAGCUCCAUUUUGUGAUGCUGCAAAUGGAACUAUAUGGUCCUUAAAAACACUUGACCUCUCUAGAAACUUCAUGACAGAUGUAAAAGGAGACCAGUUUGCUUGUAUGCCUCUUCUUGAAAAACUUGUUUUGAACAAUAAUGCCAUUAAAACACUGAUGCCUCAUGCUUUUCGAGGUUUUCAACAUUUGAAAAUUCUUGAUCUUGGAACAAACAAUAUCUCACAGCUUAGUCUAAAAGAUUUCAGAUACUUGAAGUCUUUGGAGAUCCUCCUCAUUAAUGACAACAUUAUCAAAAAGAUUGAGGAUGGGACCUUUCGCUACCAGCAGGAGCUUCGUGAAUUGGAAUUUGGCAAAUUGGAAUAUGUUUACACAUUGCAUCUGGAUAAGAUUUUUACUCGAUUUCCACCGAAAAUGCAGCGCCUAAAUAUUGAUGCGCAUUAUGGAACAACUUUUUAUGAGGAUUUGUAUGCGACACCGCCCGAGGGGAUGUUUGAUCUGGAGUUAAUUGGAGACAGAUUGGCAUUUUUAAACUGUAAUAGCUCUGUUUACAGAGCUGUUCGAGAGCUAAAGGUCACUUGUAGUUUUAUAAUAUGCGUAAGUGACUUCAUGAUACCUUAUUUCCCAAACCUGGAAUCAUUCGAGAUGGUCAAAAACUCAGAAACACCUUUUAUGAAGUACGGGGCAAUUAACAUUCUGCACCGUCUGAAGCGUCUCAAGCUUAUCAACCUGAAUUUCAUAAAUCAUACAGAUGCUGAAAUUGCCUUCCAGAACCUGAGGCAACUCCAGAUCCUUGUACUGGUAAACUGCCGUCUCAGCUUCCUGACCAAGAGUAUGUUCAAAGACCUGAUAUCUCUGCAGCUGUUGCGUCUCUACAGCGACAGUCCUCUAGUCCUGGUUGAUGGCCUGUUCGAUGUUUUGCCAUCACUAUCAGUCUUUGUUUUGGAUAAAGUGAACUUCCAGUGUGAUUGUGAAAGCGCAUGGAUUCUUGACUGGGCGGACAGCACCAAACAAGUGCAGGUGAUCUACGCACAAAAGCAGGAAUGUACCUGGUACUAUCAGAAACGCAACUUUUUGGCAACCAUGAAGAAAUUGUGUCAGACUGACACGCAGUUUGUGUGCUUUGUAGCCACUGCUACCACUAUUUGUUUGAUGAUGUUCCUGGCAGUGGGAUAUCACUUCACUCCCUGGCCCACCGUGAUCCUCUAUUUCCUCCUUUUAUGGGACUAAUCUGCUGAUGUUGUCUUAAUGGUACAACAAUUUAAUGUUACAAGUUCUGGCACAAAUUUAAAAUGUAUAUGACUGGGUAUAUUAAUCAGAGUAGCGUAGUUUUAUAAUAAGUUUGAGAGUUACAAACUAAUCCCCCAGGUCUAAUUUGUAGUGCUAUGCAUUUUCUCUUUCAUUUUCAGUAGUUCACACAUGUUUGUUUUUUUAUGAUAUACUUGCCUAAUACAUUGCAUACAAAUACUGAAUGUAAUUGUUUUGAGAAUAUGUUUGAGUGUUUGUUUUGUUAAGCCCAUCCUGCUUAAAUUAUUUUGACCCAGUGUGUUUGAUUUGACUGCGUUUUUAUUGUUUGCUACUGUUAUUUAAAAGAUUCUGUAAAGAAUAUGUUUAGUAAAUAAUAUGCCUAUGUUGACCUGACUUUUUUAAUUGAGGAGAAAUGCUGUAACCAAACAAAUCCUUGAAUGAAAAUGCAAGUUCAUCUUUCCUUUUGUGCAGGUCAGUAUAUGAAUAAAGAUUUCCUUUUGUGUGUAAUUAAAUACAAAUAUCAGUUCAGAAGUCCUUAUAGCAUCUAUCAAACAAAUUAUAUACAUUGUCUGACAAAACUUGUCUCUUGUCAACCUCUCUGUCGGGCUUUUACAGAUCCACUGCUGAGUUGAUCAAUCCACUAUAUUUAAGGUACUUUUAGAGGUUUGCACAAAGCACUAAAUUGUAAUGUGUGUUUUUUUUUUUAGUUCAACACUGAUUAAUUAUAUGUCAAUUUUUUUUUAUUUUCUAUGUGUUAGCUGGUUAAUCUGUGAUAUGUGCCAUGUAUUGCAACUGGGAUGCAAAUAGUUUUUGUCUUUUCUGCUUUGAAACCUUCACAGAAUAAACAAAGGCACACAGUUAUGCAUUCUGUGUUUUUUUUACAAACUUUUCUUUCUUUAGACAUGUUUUUAUAAGUUUGAGCUGUCUUUAUAAAAAAAAAUUCUUGAAGAAAGAAAAAUCCAUUUAUAUUUGGCAGCUGAUGAAUUUAUCUUAUCAUCAUUCACACUCUGGACAAGAUG
Messenger RNA from Misgurnus anguillicaudatus (oriental weatherfish), 5860 nucleotides. Its product is annotated as toll-like receptor 12. Lineage: Eukaryota; Metazoa; Chordata; Actinopteri; Cypriniformes; Cobitidae. Gene Ontology annotation, molecular function: signaling receptor activity; protein binding. Gene Ontology annotation, cellular component: plasma membrane. Gene Ontology annotation, biological process: inflammatory response; toll-like receptor signaling pathway. The record is from RefSeq and is a predicted model, not a curated record.